This is a messenger RNA of Seriola aureovittata, 1756 nucleotides long. It is a transcript of the gene gmds, whose product is annotated as GDP-mannose 4,6-dehydratase. Lineage: Eukaryota; Metazoa; Chordata; Actinopteri; Carangiformes; Carangidae. Gene Ontology annotation, molecular function: GDP-mannose 4,6-dehydratase activity. The record is from RefSeq and is a predicted model, not a curated record. Bases 153 to 1268 code for a protein of 371 amino acids. The transcript is spliced from 11 exons. Gene Ontology annotation, biological process: GDP-mannose metabolic process.
CUACGUCAUCCACUUACCAGCGGUGUUGUAGUUUGGAUGCUGAGGAAGCUGCUCGUCGGUGCUACUCAUUACACUGUAAACACACACACACACGGUUUAUGCCGGUUGUGUCAGUCGGUGUGGUAGCAAACUAAACAUCCAGCCAGUCAGAGAUGGCCCUGUGCUCCGAGCCUGCUAACGCUAGCUCCGCGGGGAACGGACAGCUGAUGAAGGAGAGGAAGGUGGCGGUUAUUACCGGUAUCACCGGACAGGAUGGUUCCUACCUCGCUGAGUUCCUGCUCGCAAAAGGCUACGAGGUUCAUGGUAUUUUGCGUCGUUCCAGCUCCUUCAACACUGGUCGCAUUGAGCAUCUUUACCAGAACCCCCAGACACACACUGAAGGCAACAUGAAGCUGCAUUACGGCGACCUGACUGACAGCACAUGUCUGGUGAAGAUCAUCAACCAGGUGAAGCCGACGGAGAUCUACAACCUGGGCGCUCAGAGUCACGUUAAGGUCUCCUUUGAUUUGGCCGAGUACACCGCUAACGUGGACGGCGUGGGCACGCUCCGUCUGUUGGACGCCAUAAACACGUGCGGUCUGACCAACAGCGUCAAGUUCUACCAGGCCUCCACCAGCGAGCUGUACGGCAAAGUCCAGGAGAUCCCUCAGAAGGAAACCACUCCCUUCUACCCUCGCUCACCUUACGGUGCGGCGAAGCUUUACGCCUACUGGAUCGUGGUGAACUUUCGAGAGGCCUACAACAUGUUCGCUGUCAACGGGAUCCUCUUUAACCACGAGAGCCCGAGGAGAGGUGCAAACUUUGUGACGCGUAAGAUCAGCCGCUCUGUGGCAAAGAUUCACCUGGGCCAACUGGAGAACUUCAGCCUGGGCAACCUGGACUCCAAGAGGGACUGGGGCCACGCCAAAGACUACGUGGAGGCGAUGUGGCUGAUGCUACAAAAGGAGGAGCCAGAGGAUUUCGUCAUAGCAACAGGGGAGGUGCACAGUGUGAGGGAGUUUGUAGAGAAAGCCUUCAAACGUGUGGGGAAGACUAUUGUGUGGGAAGGAAAGGAUGAGAAGGAGGUCGGCCGCUGCCAGGAGACACGGGUGGUACAUGUGACGGUGGACCCAAAAUACUUCCGCCCCACCGAAGUGGACUACCUACAAGGUGACAGCACCAAAGCGUAUCAGCAGCUGGGUUGGAAGCCAAAGGUGACUUUUGAGGAGCUGGUGAAGGAGAUGGUGGACUCAGACGUGGAGCUAAUGAAGAAAAACCCAAACGCCUGAGGCCAAAUCCGUCGCUCCGCCGCCCGGGGUGGAAACGUUUCAGCACUCCAGUCCUCUGCCGCGGACACCCACAGUGGAGGGAACAUGUAUUUUUACCUUCAUGACUUUUUCCAAAUGAAUGAAUUGUGUCCUUUUCUUCAUUAUUAAGGGGGUUAGAUGGAAUCAUCCAUUGUCUUUGUGUCUUUGUCUUCUUUUUGUAAUCCUGUCGUUGAUUUAGUUUAUUAUCACAUAGCAAAGAUGCCUUUUAUAUGUCAUCACUGAUCAUGUUAUUAUUUUUAUAGAUGUCAGGCUUAACGGUUUAUUUAUAUGACUGUUUCUUUAGAUUGUGGACUGUGUUAAUUUACUUUUUUUUUCUUUCCGAGGAUGAAAUUGAAGAAUAUAUAAAUAACUACAAUGAAUGAAGGUUUUUAUCUUUAUUUAAAAAAUAAUAAUCACUGGGUUUAUUAAUGGUAAAUACUCAUUUGGUGCAAUAAAGAUUCAUCUUUUUA